Messenger RNA from Trichoplusia ni (cabbage looper), 3969 nucleotides. RefSeq lists its product as uncharacterized. Gene Ontology annotation, biological process: carbohydrate metabolic process. Gene Ontology annotation, molecular function: hydrolase activity, hydrolyzing O-glycosyl compounds. The coding region runs from base 34 to 3969 and encodes 1311 amino acids. NCBI's taxonomy places the organism in Eukaryota, Metazoa, Arthropoda, Insecta, Lepidoptera, Noctuidae. The transcript is spliced from 18 exons. The record is from RefSeq and is a predicted model, not a curated record.
CAGAGGACCAGUCGUCCUGUGCCUGUUGCUGUGAUGAGCGCCUGCGUGUAUCUAUUGGUGGUGCUGGCUGCGUGCGCGCAUGCCGUCAACAUCUGCAUUCUGGAUGCGCCCGACGUGAAUGCGGAGCUGCAGCCCAACCCCUUAGGGGGGAUGAACAUUGUGUUGGAGAGAAGGGGUCUAUCAGAGGUGAUAGCAGUAGUCGGUCGUCAAGCAGGUGCUAUAAAGGACGUGGUGCAGGAUGGGGACGUGGUCAUCCAGUUCGCGAACGACACCACCGUGAGGAUCAGCAACGAGGAGAUCGCGGGAGAGAGGAGGGGGUACCUGCUGACCUUCACCUGGGAGGCUCCUAAGACGGUUAAGUUGGAAGACUGCGUUAAUUUGGGUACACAUCACUGGUAUGGUGGUCCUCAACAAAAACGUCAGUACUGGCCAAUUGAGCGUCUAGUUCUACCAAACUACUCUUACGUCACAAAGGAAGCCGACAACUGCGCCGUCGCUGAACCUUACUGGCUGAACUCCGAAGGCAUUUUCUACUACUUCGAUAAAAAGGUUCCACUCUUCGUCGAUCAGAAUGACCUCGAGAAAAACGCUGCCUGCUUUAUCGCACAAACGAAACCACCGUAUUCAAGCAAGAGAGACAAAAACGACCUCAUUUAUGCCAUCGGUAUAUUUGAAGAUGUGAGACAAGCUCAUGAGUUCGCUGUAGAGAAAUACCUUGAGAAGCCGACAGGAAUACCUGAUGAACGAAUGAUAACGUACCCUAUUUGGUCGACCUGGGCAAGGUACAAGAGGGAUGUGAACCACGCCACUGUCUUAAAAUUCGCAGACGAAAUCACACAUCACGGAUUCCCUAACAGUCAGCUGGAAAUUGAUGAUCUUUGGGAGACUUGCUACGGGUCCCAGAUUGUCGAUGAGAGGAGGUUCCCUAGCAUGAAGAACACGGUGGAUGUGUUGAGGGCGAAGGGUUACAGAGUGACGAUGUGGACUCAUCCGUUUAUUAAUAAGGGAUGUGAGCCUUGGUAUUCAGAAGCUAAGGCUAAAGGUUACCUGGUAUCCUCUGAGUACGGAUCCGUGGAGACGAGCUGGUGGAAUGACAACGAGACGACGACAGCCGUUAUAGACUUCACGAAGCCGGACGCGCGCCAGUGGUACCUGGACCGAAUGCACGCCUUGAAGAACUCCUCGGGAGUAGACAGCUUUAAAUUCGAUGGUGGAGAGUCUAGUUGGGCACCACAGAUCCCAGUUCUUAGAGGUGACAUCAGAGACCAGCCGGGCGUGAUAUCAGCUGAUUACGUCAGGACUGUGGCUCAGUUUGGACCUCUUGUGGAAGUCAGGGUUGGAUAUAGAACCCAGGACCUGCCGGUCUUCAUCCGUAUGAUCGACAAGGACACCUACUGGACAUACGAGAACGGUCUUCCGACCCUCAUCACAACCCUCCUCCAGAUGAACAUGAACGGCUACUCACUUGUCCUGCCCGACAUGAUCGGUGGGAACGGGUACAACGAGCCGCCGACCAAGGAGCUCUUCAUCCGGUGGCUGCAGGCCAACACCUUCAUGCCGAGCAUGCAGUUCUCUUAUGUGCCAUGGGAGUUUGAUAAUGAAACGGUAGAAAUAAGCAAGAAGUACGUGCAACUGCACGCGCAGUACGCGCCGGAGAUCAUCAAGGCGUGCCAGCGAGCGGUGGCUGACGGCUCCCCCGUCAACCCGCCGGUCUGGUGGAUCGCGCCCAAUGACACCGAAGCUCAUGAUAUUGCUGAUCAAUACCUCCUCGGCGAGAACAUCCUAGUAGCCCCAGUUAUCGAGCGCGGGGCCCGCUCGCGUGACGUGUACCUGCCCCACGGCUCGUGGCUGGCGCAAGGCGACCGCGCGCGCCCCCUGCCCGGCGGAGACUGGGUCCGCAACUACCCCGCACCGCUCGACACACUACCCUACUUUGUCAAAAACACGAUGGUGGGUCUAAAGGCGCUUGUGGUAACAGCGCUGAUCACCGGGGCCUUUUCCGCGGCAGAAGUGGUUGGGCCUUCCAUCCGCGGCGAUGAUGUCACUCUUACGUUGGAACCUGUCCUGACAGGAGGAUUCAACGUAAUUCUGAUCGAAGAAAAUGAACGUUCAACUCUAGGCCAAAUAGGCAGGACAUUAGAAGGUCCUUACACAGUCGAAGAGAUUGAAGGUGGAGUAUUUGUACAGAUCGGAAACGUAAACCUGACACUUAAAACAGUUUACGAUGCUAGUGCUAAGGCAAGAGGGAUCAAAUUUGACUGGCAGGCCAGCGCAGCCCACAGACUGGAAGACUGCAUUGAUUUUGGCUCCAAACAUUGGUACGCGGGUCCGAUGCAAGUUGAUCAACUGUAUCCAAUAGAAAACGCUACCCAGGUAUACAAAGCCAGCUAUAUCCAGGAGAUAGAUAAUGCCGCCAUCAUAGAAAGAUACUGGCUUAACUCUGCAGGAGAAUACAUAUUUGUCCACGACAAAGUCCCUCUAUUCUUUGACUACAAAAAUAUUAUGAGCAACCACAUCUGUUUCGGAGCUCAAAUUGCUGGACCUUACUCAUCUCAGAGACCACGCACAAUACUGACUUAUGAUAUGUGGUUUUUGGAAAAUGUUAAGGAAGCUCACAAACAUGCCGUAGCUAACUAUUUAGGCAAGCCAUCAGGCACGCCUGACUUCCGCAUGGUCCAGCAUCCUGUCUGGUCUACAUGGGCACAGUAUUCAAGAGAAAUUAACGACACGAAACUUUUGGACUUCGCUCAGCAAAUCAGGGAUCAUGGUUUUGAAGAUUCUCAGCUUGAAAUCGACGACCAAUGGGAAUUGUGCUACGGGUCUCUGACGGUAGAUGAGGCGAAGUUCCCGGAUUUCAAAAAGACGAUUCAGGACAUUAGGGCUCUGGGCUACAGGGUCACAAUCUGGGCGCAUCCGUUCAUCAACAAUAACUGCGAGCCUUGGUACUCUGAGGCCUUGAGAAAUAACUACUUCGUCGUAGAUGAGACGGGCAACCCGAACACUUCCUGGUGGAACAACAACGGGUCCAUCCCGGGAUACAUCGACUUCACGAAUCCGGAGGCGGCUGAGUGGUACUACCAGAGGAUGAAGGCUGUGCUCGACACCUACGAUAUAGACAGCGUGAAGUUUGACGCUGGAGCGGCUCCGGAGAUCGCUGUCCAGAGGGGUGACAUCGAACUGCAGCCGCAUCAUCUUGUUCAAGCGUACGCCAAACUAUGCGCACGAUUUGGUGGCAUGGUUGAAUUCAGAGCUGGAUUUAGGACUCAAGACCUCCCUAUCUACGUUCGGAUGUGCGAUCGCGACUCCAUCUGGGGCCUCAACAACGGCCUGGCCACUACCAUCACGACGACCUUCCAGAUGAACCUGAACGGGUACCCCUUCGUCUUACCUGACAUGAUCGGAGGGAACGGUUUUAAUUUGGAACACGAGCAAGCUGACCUGCCGACUAAGGAGCUGUUCAUCAGAUGGGUCCAAGCCAACACCUUCUUACCAGUGAUGCAGUAUUCGUAUGCUCCAUGGAAUUUUGACAAUGAGACUGUACAAAUCAGCAAGAAGUACACCGAGCUGCACGCGCAGUACGCGGAGCUGAUAUUCUCGGCCAUGGAGGCGGCCGUCAGCGACGGCACGCCCGUCAACACGCCGCUCUGGUGGAGCGACCCUAACGACCAAGAGGCGCUGCUUAUAUGGGACGAGUACCUCCUAGCCGAAACUAUCCUAGUAGCCCCGGUGUUGACCGAGGGCGCUACCUCCCGAGACAUCUACCUGCCCGCCGGCACCUGGUACGAGGAGGGCGACCGCGCGAGGGCUGUCGAAGGCCCCAUCUGGAUCAAGAACCACCCCGCACCGCUAGACGUGCUCCCAUACUUCGUCAGAGACAAACAGAAUGUUCCCGACGCCGGUACUACUCUCUACACGUCUGCUGCCCUAGUACUUUUAGGCUUGGUAGCGAACAUUGUUCAUUUGAUUUAA